CUCAGGCUGUCUGCCCGGGUUCUGUAGCGCGUACGCCCGGCGCCGUAGCCGCCGCUGCGCCCACGAUACUUCAGUGCGCGCGGCAUACAACUUCUCCACCUGCCGCAUUUUCAUCAACGAAGACGUCUAGAUGCAACCACGAACUGGCUUUUACCCUCCGGCACGCCUGUCAGGUCUCUCGACAAACGACCAGGGCAAUUCUGGAAAGACGACCGGAACACCCGGUCAGCUGUUCGUUGUCGUAGAAACCUGAUGGGAGUGCUCUGGAUGUUUCGUCGUGGCGCGGGAAAGAGGGAGGACAGCGUCGAGUGCCCCGUUAUGGUCGUUGCUGGCACGGUGAUGUACCACUCCAACUAAAGAUGCCUUCGACAGACGUUCGAAAGGUGAUGGGGCACCCACGGCCCAUCACCGGUCUCUGUUGUGGCGUCAGCACCAUUCCUGUGGCGCUUGUGCCUACCAAUGGAGGUUCCAUCAGGAUCACGAAUCCACAGGCUGUCCAGAAGGCACUUAAGGCCUCGUCCAACCACUUCCAGACCAUCACUGAUGUGGGAACGUUCGGACGGGGAGGUAUAGUGUGUCGUUCACCCGACCAGACCUGUGUUGAAGACCUCUUGAAAUGCACUUCAUUCGCUUCCACCCUGGUGAGUGCUUUCAUUCCACCUCACCUUGCGUGCACCAAGGGUCUUGUACGGGGCGUAGACUCUCGAUUAAGUCCUACGGAAACCCUGGACAAGCUAUCCGCAGCAGGCGUCAUUGCUAUCUACCGUUUCAAUCGACUGGCAAAUAACGAGAGGGUUCCAACAGAAUCUAUCGAGACUCGCGAGGUGGAGGAUUAA
Dermacentor andersoni is the source of this 836-nucleotide messenger RNA. The record is from RefSeq and is a predicted model, not a curated record. NCBI's taxonomy places the organism in Eukaryota, Metazoa, Arthropoda, Arachnida, Ixodida, Ixodidae.